Ipomoea nil (Japanese morning glory) is the source of this 915-nucleotide messenger RNA. RefSeq names its product mitochondrial import inner membrane translocase subunit TIM23-2-like. Gene Ontology annotation, biological process: protein import into mitochondrial matrix. The transcript has a single exon. Lineage: Eukaryota; Viridiplantae; Streptophyta; Magnoliopsida; Solanales; Convolvulaceae. Bases 106 to 684 code for a protein of 192 amino acids. Gene Ontology annotation, cellular component: TIM23 mitochondrial import inner membrane translocase complex; mitochondrial inner membrane. The record is from RefSeq and is a predicted model, not a curated record. Gene Ontology annotation, molecular function: transmembrane protein transporter activity.
GGUGGUCAGCAUUCUCUCUCUACCUGAGUUUCUCUUUCUGAUUGCUCGAGCCAAACCCUAACCUUAGUACGAGAGGGGCGGAGCAGAUCACAGCGAGUUUGUAAAAUGGCGUAUCAGGCCGGAGCUACGAAUCACGCCGACGGAGAUAACGACCAAGAUCUUCAGAAUCGACGGCUCUACAACCCUUACCACGACCUCCAAGUUCCAAUACAGUCUCUUUACAAGCUCCCCACGUCCCCUGAAUUCCUUUUUCAAGAGGAGUCCGUAGCGCAGCGCCGAUCCUGGGGGGAGAACCUCACCUACUACACAGGCAUCGGCUAUCUCGCCGGCGCCACCGUCGGGGCGGGUAAAGGUUUCGUUGACGGCGUCAGAGCUUCGGAGGCUGGAGACACCAUGAAACUCCGGGUCAACAGAAUCCUCAACGGGUCGGGCCACACGGGCCGGAAGUUCGGGAACCGGGCGGGCGUUAUCGGGCUGCUUUAUGCUGGGAUGGAGAGCGGCAUGGUCGCGGCCAGGGAUACGGAUGACGUCAUCAACAGCGUAGUGGCGGGAUUGGGCACUGGCGCGCUCUACAGGGCGGCGUCGGGGCUGAGGUCUGCAGCAGUCGCCGGAGUCAUCGGCGGCGUGGUUGUUGGAUUGGGAGUCACCGCAAAACAGGCAAUGAAACGCUAUGUUCCAAUCUGAGAAUUUUCUUCUUUGUCUUGUUUGUUGCCUUUCACGUUUUACAUCAGUAGAGAAAAAAAUUUUGAUCAACCGUUUGAGAAAUUGAUUGUCAUAUUGAUCAACAAUGUAGUUGGGGCAUGAAGGGUGCAUGCUUUACCAGACAUGUCUACAUUUUUUUCUGAUAUACUCUUUAGUAGUUGUAGUAGCAUAGUGCUAUUCAAUAAAUUUUGCAGAAAAAACCAGGUGAUGAGU